UGCCCUUUAUGGAAACAGAAGCGUGCUCGAUUUUCAGUAAAUGACAUUGUUUUUCCUCUUCAUAUAUUUUGUGAUGGUGUAGAAUGUAAUAAUCCGUUGGGUUCGCACAAUAGAGUCCUGGAUGCUGUUUAUGCAUCUCUGCCAUGCUUACCAUCUGAAUGUCAAUCAUUAAUUGAAAAUGUUUUCUUGGUCUAUCUCUAUGAAUAUAGUUUGCGUAAGGAUUUUACUGAUAAGGAGAUUUUUGCACAUCUGAUAUCCAUGCUAAAGUCACUUGAAGAUGAUGGAAUAUUAGUUCAAACUAAUGAUGGUGAAAAGCGCAUUUACUUUGUUACUUGUCUUUUGCUUGCUGAUAACAAAGCUAUGAAUUCUCUUGGUGGUUUUGUUGAAGGAUUCACUGCAAAUUAUUUUUGUAGAUUUUGCAAAGCUUUUAUCGAUGACACUCGUACUCAGGCAAUAGAAAUGCCUAAUCUGUUAAGAGACGAAAUUUCAUAUGCUGAGGAUGUUGCAGCUUGUGCCCCUAUAUUAACAGGGGUAAAGUCUGAUUGCUUUUUAAAUGCUCUACCUUCGUUCCACAUCACAAGUAAUUAUUCAGUUGAUAUUUUUCAUGACUUGGCCGAAGGGUGCUGUCAUUAUGUCGUGGUACAUGUGCUGAAACACUGCAUCCCCAAAUUUUUUACUCUAGAGACUUUAAAUGAUCGCAUCAGUUCUUUCUAUUUUGGUUUAUGUGAAUCUAAUAACAUUCCUCUAAUCAAUGACAAUCGGUUGAAUGAAGGAUGCACUAAAUUAAGAAUGUCAGGUUCAGAGACUAUGAUGUUUGUAAAAUACUUGGGUCUACUAGUUGGUGACUUGAUCCCAGAAAAUGAUGAUUAUUGGUUGUUAUUCUUAAAACUACGUCAAGUAAUUGAUAUCUGUUUUAGCAAGUGUAUCACUGCCUCCACUUCUACUUCUUUAAGAAUUUUAGUUGAAGAGUUCAACA
Frankliniella occidentalis (western flower thrips) is the source of this 976-nucleotide messenger RNA. RefSeq lists its product as uncharacterized. The annotation marks the transcript as partial. The record is from RefSeq and is a predicted model, not a curated record. NCBI's taxonomy places the organism in Eukaryota, Metazoa, Arthropoda, Insecta, Thysanoptera, Thripidae. The transcript has a single exon.